AUGCAACAACAAAAUUCGAACUUCUAUUCGGCAAUUGACCUUGAUGAAGAUGGUUGCAUGCAAAACUUGUUUUGGGCGGAUGCAAGGAGUAGGGCGGCUUAUAAAACAUUUGGGGAUGUUGUCUCUUUUGACACAACCUAUUUGACAAACAAAUAUGAUAUGCCGUUUGCUCCGUUUGUAGUAGUUAAUCACCACGGUCACUCAAUUUUGUUUGGUUGUGGGUUGUUAAGUAAUGAGAACACGAACACAUUUGUUUGGCUUUUCAAAGAAUGGUUAAGUUGGGUGUCAGAUGCUCCCCCAAAAGCGAUAAUAAUUGACCAGUGCAGAGCUAUGCAAAAUGCCAUAGAAAUUAUCUUCCCACAGGCUCGGCAUCGUUGGUGUUUAUGGCAUAUUAUGAAGGAAAUUCCGGAGAAAUUGCAAGGACAUUCACAAUAUGAGUCCAUAAAGGUUGCUUUGAGUAAUACAGUUUAUGAUUCAUUCACAAAAGAUGAAUUUGAGGAAUACUGGGAAGCAAUGAUUGAAAAUUUCAAUUUGAAUGAUAACGAGUGGUUGGGGAUAUUAUACCAUGAGCGACAUAGGUGGAUUCCUGCCUAUAUUAAAGACAUAUUUUGGGCUGGCAUGUCAACUACACAACGAAGUGAGAGUAUGAAUGCAUUCUUUGAUGGAUAUGUGAACUCCAAUACAACCUUAAAGCAAUUUGUUGAGCAGUAUGACAAUGCGUUGAGAAGUAAGGUAGAGAAUGAGACAAAAGCAGAUUUUAAGUCUUGUAAUAAAUUGUAUGAUUGCUUAAUGGUGUAUCGUUUGGAGAAGCAAUUUCGUGCAGCUUACACUAAUUCAAAAUUUAAAGAAGUUCAACUAGAAAUGAAGCGUCUAGUGUAUUGUCGUGCAAAUCUUAUCAAAGAGAAGGGGGCAAUUUGUACCUAUCAUGUGAGGGAGGCUGUUGUUGUGGGUGAGGGGAUGAAGAAAGUGGAAUUUGUUGUGUAUUUUAAUUCAAUUGAAUGUGAGCUCCAAUGUAUGUGCCGGUUGUUUGAGUUUAGAGGUAUUAUGUGUGCCCAUUCACUUUGUGUGCUCAUUGACAGAUCCAUAUAUGAGGUGCCAAAUAAAUACAUUGUUUCGAGAUGGAGAAAAGACUUGGAAAGAGGCUACACAUGCAUUCCAACCACGUACACUAAAAUCGGGGCUGUUCUUAAUGCAAAAUUACAUGAUAAAUACCACAAGAUGUUGGAUGAAAUCCUAGAAAUUGCUUCCAAUGAUGAUGGUAAACACACACUGAUUGAUCUUGGGUUGAUAGAAAUCAAAGAGAGAGUGAGAAAAGAUCAAUCGGGUUGUGCAAGUAAUGUGCCACCUUCAAGUAGCAAUGUAACACCUUGUACUAGUGAUGGACGACCUUCCAAUACUUCCCCCAAAAGUCCGUCUGGUCGUAGUACAACAAAAGCAAUCAUGGCUCGCAAGGUGCUUAGUCCUUUGGUUGCUCGACGAAGAGGCCGUCCAUGUACCAAACGGAAGGGUCGUAAAGUGCCUCAAGGUCAACCUCGCAAGUUACAUUUUCCAUCUACAGAUACUAUGCAAUAUAGUAUGUAUGACACGGUGGCCCUAACUGAACCUUACUAUUUUCCUUGCACAGAUGGCACGCAACAGAGUAUGUAUGUACCGGUUAGCCCAAUGGACAAUAUUGGAAGCACAUCUCUUACUGAACCAGAAAUGGUGAACAAUAUACGUAGUCAAACUUCGACAAUUGCAUCAAAAUUUGUUGACUUCAAUGUAGAUGUGGAUCCAUAUGGAACAUUUUCUUUUUACUUUGAGUCGGUUGGAGUUAGGAAUUUCAUGCUCUACAAGAAGCCCAAGAUAGAGAAUGAUGCUGCCAUUGAUGAUGAAAAGUAG
Molecule: messenger RNA, 1881 nt
Organism: Camellia sinensis
Lineage: Eukaryota; Viridiplantae; Streptophyta; Magnoliopsida; Ericales; Theaceae
Source: RefSeq, a predicted model, not a curated record